AUGGCAGGUAGCGGCGGCGUGGGCGGCGGGGUCGGAGGCGGCCAGGGCGCGGGGGCCGGGCAGGGGGCCGGUCUGCGGGUGCCGCGUGCGCCGCCGCUGCUCGCCGCGCUGGUGCUCGGCGCCUACUGCCUCUGCACCCUCCCGAGCCGCUGCCCGCCGGCCACCCGCGCCCCCGUGCCGGCCCCCGCGCGCGCUGAGCCGCUCCGCGCCGUCGGCAGCCCCGGGGCGCCAGGCCUGCCGGUGGCCAGCGGCCUCGGACGCCGGCGCUUCCCGCAGGCGCUCAUCGUGGGCGUGAAGAAGGGCGGCACGCGCGCGCUGCUGGAGUUCCUGCGGCUGCACCCCGACGUCCGCGCGCUCGGCUCUGAGCCCCACUUCUUCGACAGGUGCUACGAGCGCGGCCUCGCCUGGUACCGGAGCCUGAUGCCGCGCACCCUGGACGGGCAGAUCACCAUGGAGAAAACCCCCAGCUACUUCGUAACGCGGGAGGCUCCCGGCCGCAUCCACGGCAUGUCCCCAGACACGAAGCUGAUUGUGGUGGUGCGGAACCCCGUGACUCGGGCCAUCUCCGACUAUGCCCAGACACUCUCUAAGACCCCAGGCCUGCCCAGCUUCCGGGCCCUGGCCUUCCGCCACGGCCUGGGCCCGGUGGACACGGCCUGGAGUGCCGUACGCAUUGGCCUGUACGCGCAGCACCUGGACAACUGGCUGCGUUUCUUCCCACUGUCCCGCUUCCUGUUCGUCAGCGGCGAGCGCCUGGUCAGCGACCCGGCCGGAGAGCUAGGCCGGGUGCAGGACUUCCUGGGCCUCAGACGGGUGGUCACGGACAAGCACUUUUACUUCAACGCCACCAAGGGCUUCCCCUGCCUCAAGAAGGCGCAGGGGAGCGGCCGCCCGCGCUGCCUGGGCAAAUCCAAGGGCCGGCCCCACCCCCGGGUGCCGUUGGCGGUGGUCCAGCGGCUGCGGGACUUCUACCGGCCCUUCAACCGCAAGUUCUACCAGAUGACUGGCCAGGACUUCGGCUGGGACUGA
Molecule: messenger RNA, 1029 nt
Organism: Neogale vison (American mink)
Lineage: Eukaryota; Metazoa; Chordata; Mammalia; Carnivora; Mustelidae
Gene: HS3ST6
Product: heparan sulfate-glucosamine 3-sulfotransferase 6
Exons: 2
Coding region: 1-1029 (342 amino acids)
Molecular function (GO): [heparan sulfate]-glucosamine 3-sulfotransferase activity
Source: RefSeq, a predicted model, not a curated record